ACCAAAUGCAACCCAACAACACAACUCUAAUCCCUCACCUAAAUCCUCACCUUUGCAAUUAAACCAAGAUGGCUCUUGUGACGCAGAAGGUGCCACAAUCAAGAGGUGAUCGCCAUUUCUUCUCAAGCUCCGAUGACAAUGCGAUGAUGAAGCAGAUUCAGGCCACUCAUGCUCCAGAUGGGCGAGAGGUUGAAGUGAAACCUUUCCUUCAUAUCAUUGAGGACAUUUUUAAGCGUGCUGGAUUUGGCAUCCCCGGCUUUAUUCAAGGAACACAAGUGCAAUUUGAAUCAAUGGAAGACAAAGCCCUCCAUUCUAGCGACAUCUCUGACAUGCUGGACCUUUUGUCAUACACGAUUAGCAAAAUUUCCUGCGAGAUAUCCUGCAAGUGCUCCGGUGGUGGAGAUGCUCAUGUAACAACUGUAGCUAUAUUCAAUGUACUCACAAGCUAUUCAUGGGAUGCAAAGUUGGUGCUAGCCUUGGCUGCUUUUGCUGUGAACUAUGGUGAAUUUUGGCUGGUGGUGCAGCUUUACCCUACCAACCCUCUUGCCAAAUCGGUUGCAUUCCUCAAGCAAAUGCCUGAAAUAUUGGAGCGUGCUGAAUCCUUGAAACCAAAGUUUGAGGCACUUAACAACCUCAUCAAGGCCAUGUUGGAUGUCACCAAGUGCAUCGUUGAGUUCAAGGAGCUUCCUUCUCAGUACAUUACUCCAGACGCACCUGAAAUGGUUGCUGCCACUGCUCAUAUUCCAACAGCAGUUUAUUGGACCAUUCGGAGCAUUGUGGCAUGCGCUUCGCAAAUUAUGGGCCUCAUAGGCAUGGGUCACGAGUACAUAGCAGCAACUACUGAGGCUUGGGAACUGUCGAGCUUGGCCCAUAAGGUCAACAACAUACACAGCCACCUUCUGAAGCAGAUCACUCUUUGCCAUCAACACAUUGAGGAGAAGAGGCAUAUUGAAGCAUAUCUGACACUAGUGCGUCUCUUUGAAACACCUCAUCUCGACAACAUAAAGAUACUUAAGGCCUUGAUUUAUGCAAAGGAAGAUCAGCUGCCACUCUUUGAUGGUUCUAACAAGAAAAGGGCUAGCAUUGAGGUGUUGAGAAGGAAGAUUGUAUUGCUGUUUAUUACGGACCUGGAAAUCCCCCAUGAAGAGCUUUCAAUCCUUCAUCAAAUGUACACAGAGUCGCGACACCAACAAUCGAGGCCUGAGAGUCAGUACGAGGUUGUGUGGAUUCCAGUGGUGGACAAGUCUACCCCUUGGAACGCAGACAAGCAAAAGCAGUUUGAUACCUUACAAGGGAUGAUGCCGUGGUACUCGGUGUUCCACCCAUCACAGCUUGACCCAGCAGUCAUCAAGUAUAUCAAGGAGGUGUGGCACUUCACUAAGAAACCUAUACUUGUGGUGCUUGACCCGCAAGGCAAAGUUGUGAACCAAAACGCAGUUCAUAUGAUGUGGAUUUGGGGAAGCAUAGCAUACCCUUUCACUAGUUUAAGGGAGGAAGCACUCUGGCGGGAAGAGAGCUGGAGAAUUGACCUAUUGGCUGAUACCAUUGAACCACUAAUCUUUAAUUGGGUAUCAGAAGGGAAAAUCAUUUGCUUGUUUGGAGGGGAAGAUAUCGAGUGGGUGCGAAAGUUUACAAACACUGCACGUAGUGUUGCAAAAGCUGCCAGCGUUCCAAUAGAAAUGCUUUACGUAGGGAAGAGCAACCCCAGAGAAAAAGUUCGCAAAAACAACAGUACCAUUGCUACGGAAAAUCUUAGCCACCACCUAACAGACCUGACUCUAAUCUGGUUCUUCUGGGUCAGGCUUGAAAGCAUGUGGCACAGCAAGAUGCAACACGGCAAGAGUGUGGAAAAUGACUCCAUAAUGCAAGAGAUUAUGACCAUGCUAAGUUUUGAUGGGAGUGAGCAGGGUUGGGCUGUGAUAUGUCAAGGAUCAGGGACAUCGGAGAUGGCAAAGGCCAAAGGGGACACCAUUUUGACGGCCUUGACCGAAUUUGAACAAUGGAAAGGAACUGUCGAGGAUCUAGGCUUUGUGCCAGCACUGAUUGAGUACCUCAAAAAGCUCCACACCCCACAUCACUGCAACCGUCUGAUACUGCCUGGCGCCACCGGGAGCAUCCCCGAGAAGGUGGUUUGUGCUGAAUGUAGCCGUCCCAUGGAGAAGUUCAUCAUGUACCGUUGUUGCACCGAUUAAUUAAGUCUAUGAAGUAAGGGUUGUGAGCUUGUACUAUUAGUUUUUCUCUGAAUGAAGAAGAACACGCUGGUAUAUUUAAUUUUUAUAACUCCUAGAGCUUGCUAUUAUAUUACUCGGAGUUUUGAAAAAUUUGGACGUUUCGAUUUCUAUGUGUGAUUAAUAAUGUUGUAUAAUUAUAUCUUAUUAAUAAGAUGAGUGCUGAUCGUUUUUAAUUA
Messenger RNA from Quercus lobata, 2407 nucleotides. RefSeq names its product protein SIEVE ELEMENT OCCLUSION B-like. Bases 69 to 2192 code for a protein of 707 amino acids. Gene Ontology annotation, biological process: phloem development. Lineage: Eukaryota; Viridiplantae; Streptophyta; Magnoliopsida; Fagales; Fagaceae. The record is from RefSeq and is a predicted model, not a curated record. The transcript is spliced from 7 exons.